Molecule: messenger RNA, 1998 nt
Organism: Paramecium tetraurelia
Lineage: Eukaryota; Ciliophora; Oligohymenophorea; Peniculida; Parameciidae
Exons: 6
Biological process (GO): transmembrane transport
Cellular component (GO): membrane
Molecular function (GO): transmembrane transporter activity
Source: RefSeq, a predicted model, not a curated record
AUGAGAAAAAAUAAUAAAGUUUAACCUGCCAACUAAGUAUAGGUGGUUGCAUAGGGUACCAUAAGUCCAGAGAUCUCAUAGAAGGCUCUCACAACAAUACCAGAUCAAUAAGGGAAUUAGAAAUAAUUAGAUCCUCGACUUAUUGCUGGACCUUUGGCAGAAAGAGGUUGUACUGAUAUACUUUGCUUACUACUUUUUAUUGCUGGGAUGGCUAUAUUGAUAUUCAUCUCCAAAGAGGCUUAUUCAAAGGGAGAACCAAAACGACUUCUUGCAAUGUACGAUCCAAAUGGUGUGCCUUGUGGAUUCGACACAAAUGUGGAUUACCCUUAUUUGUAUUUUGCAAUACCUUUUGGAGAUUACUUUAAUAGAACAGUGUGUGUGAAAGAAUGUCCUUUGUAUGCAGAUGAAACUAGCAAGCCAACAUCUCUGGAUUGUCAACCAAACAAUUUGGUUAAGAGUUGUGACUAGAAAUGCGAUGCUGCUAGUGCACUCAAGACUUUGGCAACGUCUAAUAGCACUGCUAUAUUCAAAGAUUUCGUCUGUAUCUUUAAUUCAUCAAUCUUAUUUGAUCGAGUUUGUUAUCCAGAUGCCUUGUUGGCACUAUUUGAUAAUUACCAAGAGUAUGGAUCCUAAUUUGCCAUGGAUGUUCUUACCGGUUACAUCGAAGAUUUAACAUAAACAAAGGAGGCUAUUUAUUGCUCAUUUGCAGUGGCAUUCUUAAUGGGAAUAAUAUAUUUGUAUUUCACAAGAUUGCUAGCUGGAGUACUGGUUUGGACAUCCAUAUUUCUCUUUUUAGUAGGAUUGGGAUUUGGAACCUAUUGGUGUCAUCAACAAGAUCUCUAUUACUAAGAUAUUAUGAAUGACACAACUGGCAAGUACACAGUUGAACAAACCAAUAAAGCCACAGAUAAUUAAUUAACAUUCCAAUAUUUGACAUAUGUUAUGUAUGCUAUCUGUGCCUUUGCUGUUAUGGGAUUGAUCUGCAUUUUCAAUAAGAUAAGAUUGGCUAUAGCUGUUAUUAAGACUGCAGCCAUGUGUGUCAAGGAUCAUUUCCUACUAAUCUUUGUUCCUUAAAUUACAGCUAUAGUAUUGGCAGGCCUCUGGUUUUGGUGGAUCUACACUGCAGCAUACGUGUAUGCAGUUGGAGAUAUUAAAGGAACAGGCAGCAGUCCAUUUGCUGAAGUCACACAUACUGAAUUGCAAAUAUAAUAUAUUUGGUAUUUCAUAUUUGGUGGAUUAUGGAUAAAUGCAUUCAUUUAGGCCAUUAAUAACUUUGUGAUAGCCUCUACUUGUUGUUUUUGGUACUUUGCACAACAAGGUGCUGGAGGUGAUGAAAGAGCCAUUUCAUAAUCUCUCUAUAGAGUCUUCAGAUAUCAUGCAGGUUCCUUAGCAUUUGGUUCUUUGAUCUUGGCUAUUGUAUAACUCAUCAGAAUCAUGUUGGAAUAUAUUAGAUAUCAAACUGAGAAAGUGGCUGGUUCUGAAAAUAAAGCAGUCAAAUGUUUAUUAAGAUGUUUGAGUUGCUGCAUGGCAUGUUUUGAAAGGUUCAUUAGAUUUUUGAAUAAUAAUGCCUACAUUAUGAUUGCUCUAACUGGUAAAAACUUUUGUUCUGCUGCUAAAGCUGCCUUUGAAACUAUAUGGGCUAAUAGUAUGAGAUUUUCUUUAGUUAAUGGUAUUGGAGGGGCAUUCAUUUUUGUUGGUAAAUUCUGCAUCUCAAUUGUCACUUUAAUGAUCUUUUAUUAUGUAAUUACAACUAUGGAUUACUUUAAAGAAAAGAUUUUCUCUCCAGUUUUCCCCUGCAUUGUUGUUUUCAUCAUUGCUUAUGCAUUAGCUGUGCUUUUCAUGUCAAUAUAUGGGAUGGCAUGUGAUGCAGUGCUAUUAUGUUUUAUUUUUGAUGAAGAUUUAAAUAAAUAAAAUGGUGGCCAAAGUGCUUCCAGAUGUCCUGAAACUUUAAAGGAAUUUCUUGAACAACCAGAGAUGGCAAAUCUAAAAUAAGCAUGA